Messenger RNA from Xiphophorus hellerii (green swordtail), 2953 nucleotides. Its product is annotated as mucin-5AC-like. The coding region runs from base 236 to 1006 and encodes 256 amino acids. The record is from RefSeq and is a predicted model, not a curated record. The transcript is spliced from 5 exons. Lineage: Eukaryota; Metazoa; Chordata; Actinopteri; Cyprinodontiformes; Poeciliidae.
AAAAAAAAAGUCUUUUCUUUUCCAACGCCCCCUCGCAGCCCCACCCACGCAGCGUGCUCCUCUUCUGCCCGACUCCCUCAGGAUAUUUUUAGCGCUUGGUGAUGUGCCCUGUCAAAUCACGUAACGGAAACAAACAUCAGAGAGAGAGAGAGAGGGAAGGAGAGGACCGAGCUGCUGAGGAGAGGCGGUUGAACUGAGAUCUGCAGAGAAAAGAAGGCAGAGGAAGCCCGAUGAGAUGAGAUUUGAGAUUCAUUUGGUGUGCUUCUGGUUGCUGUUGGUUACCGGAUCGCCGCAGACUGGAGGUGAGAGCCAUGCUUUGCCUACUUCCUUUACCUCAACCCCAUUUCCUGCUCCUGCUGAGACCCCCGUGAACGAGUUUCCGCGGCAGACACAAUACCCUGCAGGCAGGAAUGAAACUUCAGGUGAUCUCCCAGCCUCUGCCGCCACCGCCGCCCCGACGGAAAGCACAGUCCGAUCAGAGACAUCAGCAGAUGCAGGACACCCGCACGUCUCAAGUUCCACUAAAGCCACAUCUCAGUUCACAAAUGCGCCCACUGUCACAACUCCAUCUCUCUCAGCCGCCGCAGACGGCCUUUCAUCGGCACCGACCGCUGCGAGCUCCACCCCUCAGCAGGCCACCUCCCGUAGGUACUCCCCGACCGGCGAGGCCCACUCCACCUUUUCAUCUGGAGCCACGACCCCCGCCUCUACCGCACACACACCAGCUCCUGCUUGGGUCCCUGUGGGGCCCACACACCGGGAGUUUCCGUCGGAGCUGAACAUCGGCGAUGACGACUCGAAGGGGUCCCGCCGCCACUCCAGCUCUCCUCUGGACCCCCUGCUGGCCGGUCUGCUGGCAGUGUUCAUCGUUACCACAGCUGUGGUCUUCACUGUCCUCUUCGUCAAGUUCCGCCAGCGGGUGAACCACCCUGAGUUCCACCGGCUGCAGGACCUUCCCAUGGACGAUUUGAUGGAGGACACGCCCCUCUCACCGUACGCCCACUGACGGAUUCUCCUCUCGACUCCGUCACUCGCGCCAUGGAGAGAACAUGUGUUGAAAAAGAAGCAGCUUUUUGGAUACGUGGAGAAGCAUACGUCUUCAAGAUUAGUCCAAAUUACUGACUUCUCUGUUUAAGACUCGCUGUUGAAACGAUUAUUUAGUUAUUUUGUCGUUGUUUGAAUCAUCAAAGGUUGUAGAGUCACCUAAUCUUUCUUCCACAUUCCUGUCUAAGUCCUGGAGACUUUUCACUCUCACACAAAAAGUGCAAAUUCAAGGCACUUUUGCACAAAUAGCAGCACUUUCAACGUGACAUGUAUUACACUGCCCUCUAGUGGACAUAUGAGAUAACGUAGGUCGAAAAAUCUAUCCUGGACAAAUAAAAAACCUCAGGUGAUUGUCAGUCUGAAUGAGGAUUUGGGGUUCGGACUGAGAAACAUCACUGGAGAUGAUUUAGGUGACCAAAUAUGAGUGAAGUGCACUUUUAAUCCAAACUGCUGCCUUAAAGCUGCGUGAGGUAAUACAGAAAGUUCACACGUAAAUUAUAUUUUUACUCUACAGUAUUUGAAAAACCAGAUGCACCAGUAACAUUUUUUUUUUAACCAAGAAAAACCUUUCAGUGGUUGAAAUCAGGAAUACGUGGCGGUGUUUGGUAAACGUUGUUGUGAAACUUCUCAGUAUCGUUUCAUCUUGGAAUAAGAAUCCCGAAGUUGGUGAUUGUUCCUUAAAUUGAAUGUUAAAUGUGCCAACGCACAUUACUUCCCAACCUGGGUAGUAAAAGUGCUACAAUGAACACACAUAAGAAGUUCAAGUGAAACUGAAGGCUGUUGUGUGUGUCUGAGCGCCGGGUGUCUUGCAAAAGCAUUCCUAGCCGUUGAGCUUUUCUCACGUUUCGUCGUGCUGCAACCACAAACGUCAGCAUAUUUCAAUGGGCUGUUAUAUCAAAGAGAAACACAGAUUAGUGCAGAAUAGAAAAAAAAAUUAAGUAAAGAAAGUCCAAUCCAGUUGCCUCCAGUCAACUCAUGAGUAAUGUAUUAUCAAACAAUAUCUAAAGCUUUGGAAAUCUCACAAAAUAUUGUUCGAUAGUUCAUCUGAAAAUUAAAAUAGCAGAAGCAGUCAGUGUUGCAACAAAUCCAAAGAGGCCUCUGACUGAAGACUGUUGGUAUAUGACCAACAGCUCAAGUUCCAGGUGGUAGGGACAAUUUCCAUAAUAACAUGCUGGAUGACAUCAUUAGUUGUUUUUAGCACUGCUAAUGCUAAUCUGCCUCAUUUGCUUUUGCCUCUCUUUAAAUCUUUUGAAAUUUGCUGGUCAGAUGCUGUUUAAGUAAGAUUGCACCCCUUGUUUUACGAACAACUUCCAUCUCUAUGCAAGUAAAGCAGGUAUAGAAUCCAAGACUGGUAGCCUGAAGUAGGACGCGAUAUUAAAAUAUUUUUGCGAUGGUAGUUAAUAUUGCGACAUCAGUUGCGAUAUAUCUCUUCUCCUCCUAAUCUGUGCUUCAUGCGCUACAUGAUCUUUAGCAUUUUUGACAAUGUCUGGCUAAAUAUUGCAUUUUUAUCAUUAGGAUUAAAACAAAAAAAACUUUUAAAACGUGUCAGGCAACAAUUAUUGCAUGCCAAACCAUCUUUUGCGACAUGAAUACUGCGCACACUAUGAUAUUUUUGCGAUAUGUUGUGCAUCCCUAGCUCGAAGUGCAGGAAAAGGCAAUCCUGCAAAAUAUCGACCUAUGUAGGCUGAAUAAAGGCACGCCACACCUUUCAGAUUUUUAUCUCGCUUGUAGUUGCAAGCUGACAGAAUGUGGAGAAAGUUCAAGGGCUUUGAAUUGUGCAAGAUUCUCCGCUCUACCAGAGUUUUGCUUUAUUCUCUCUAAGGAUUUUACGUGUUUAAAAUGUAAUAAUUUAAAUGACAUGAAAGAUCACUUGUUUAGUAAUAAAAAAAUAAAAAAAACAUAAAACCAA